ACAUUCUUACAAUGACAAUAACGAAUGACACUUACUUACUAAACAUCUUUUUGUUUUCUGGCAUUGUUUCUCACAAUUCAGUGUUUCUUUACCAUACAGGGUAAAGGAACGUAAUCCUACAUUAGAGGAUUCAUAUCACAUUAGGAAGGCAGUGAGAAAGCGUGUGUGUGUGUGUGUGUGUGAAUGUGUGUGUGUGUGUGUGUGUGUGUGUGUGUCUGUGUGGUUGUGUGUGUCUGUGUGUCACGUUGUUGAGAUCAGGUGUUGUAGCCCAGCUGCCUAAAAAUAUCAUCUUAAACACAGAGCCUGAGAGAGCAGUUACCAUUCCAGAUCUGUCUAAGGGUCUGUGUUGAUACACACACACAGUUCACACAUGUCCACUGAGAAAAGGUUGAGGUGCUGGUCUGCAAAACUGCUCAGGAACGGAUUUAAAGCUUUAAACAGUUACAAGAAAGAGAGGUGAGCUAUGUCCUCCUGUGUGGUGAAGUCCAGAAGCAGGAACCCGUACACAGCGGUGCGGGUGGACCCAGACAGUGAUUACAUCACUCCGGGGACAUUAGACCUGGAGCAGCUGUUCUGGACCGGCACCGGGGCCCAGUAUGCACAUGUCAACCAGGUCUGGCCCAGUGUCUACAUCGGGGAUGAGAAAACAGCUCUGGAGCGACCAGGCCUGAGGGAUCUGGGUAUCACACAUGUCCUUAAUGCAGCAGAGGGAAAGUGGAAUAACGUGCUUACUGGUGCUGAAUACUACAGUGACAUGGACAUCCAGUACUAUGGUGUAGAGGCUGAUGAUAAACCCACCUUCAACAUCUCCCAGUACUUCUGCCCCGCAGCCCAGUUCAUCCAUGAGGCCCUCAGUCACCCACAGAACAAGGUGCUGGUGCACUGUGUGAUGGGUCGGAGCAGAUCAGCGACUCUGGUCUUGGCAUACCUGAUGAUGAAACACAGCUUAACUGUCGUGGAGGCUAUUGAGCAUGUGCGACAGCACCGUUGCAUCCUGCCCAAUCACGGCUUCCUAAAACAGCUCAGAGCGCUGGACAUCACAAUACAAGAGGAGAGGCUGAGACAAAAGAGAGAGACGACCUAUAGUACACAAUAGAUGCCUGUGUUUACUACUUCAGUUUUUCUUCUGAAUUUAUCUGAUACAAAAAUGUUCUUUGUUUCUUUAACUAUUAUCAUUGUAUUGUCAUUAAAAU
Micropterus salmoides (largemouth bass) is the source of this 1193-nucleotide messenger RNA. RefSeq names its product dual specificity phosphatase 29. The record is from RefSeq and is a predicted model, not a curated record. Bases 464 to 1096 code for a protein of 210 amino acids. Gene Ontology annotation, cellular component: cytoplasm. The transcript is spliced from 4 exons. Gene Ontology annotation, biological process: protein dephosphorylation; negative regulation of MAPK cascade. Gene Ontology annotation, molecular function: MAP kinase phosphatase activity; protein tyrosine/serine/threonine phosphatase activity. NCBI's taxonomy places the organism in Eukaryota, Metazoa, Chordata, Actinopteri, Centrarchiformes, Centrarchidae.